UAUGCAUGUCAUCCAUGCAUCCAAUUCAGGGGACAUAAAACAUUGCGAUGUGGUAAUUACGAGUUGCUUGUCAGCCUCUUCUUGAUUGCAGACACUACCAGUCGCUAUUUAUACAAAUGGAUGACGUCCCCGUUUCCUCACGCCAAUGUUUGCCUCUGUAGUAUGUCAUUGAUCGAAUCCAUGUUCCCAGAGGUCUUUGCGCCUUUGGUGUUGUUACUCAUGGUUUUAACUUUCUCGCCAUGGACAUAAACAGGAGAGCCAUGCCCGACAGCGAGCAGACCUUUGUUCCCGCGCCCGCCCAGGAACACCAUGCUUACCAUUCUGUCAAGGCAAAAUCACCAUUCCCGGUCUCCGUCUUGAGCUACCCACACCACGAGGUCCCGCCGCUUGCAUUGUUACCGGAACCUAGCCAGUAUACUCCGACGAUCGUCCAACGAUGGAUACAAGGGACCCACGGGAUACCCCAGGAUUAUGAAACCGUGCCUCCUAGAUAUCCAGGCAUGCCCGCGAUAUUUCCUCCUUCAGUAUCGACUCCUCCAAGGGAGGCCCCGUCCAGCUCGAAAGAAGCAGUCUGCGGUAUCCGGCGAAAGCUCUGUUUCCUGUCCCUUCUUACCUUCGGAGGUUUGGUUCUCUUAGCAAUCGCACUUGGUGUUGGACUUGGCGUGGGACUUGGAAGCCAGAAUCGUGCCUCUACGCUGUCUGCCGCUGAUGCUGCUGCGUCAUCCCCUAGUUCCGUUUCAACUGAAGAGACACGCACCGCCACUGUCUUCAACACAGGCACAGCAACUCGCGCCCCAUCCCAGACCUCGUCCGUGUCCACGUCCACGUCCCAGGUCACAUCCUCAAAGUUGACAUGCCCCGGCGCCCAGAACGCGCAGCUCCCUACGUCAAAUGGGAAACAGUUCAUUCACCUCUGUGGUAUUGAUUACGGCGGCGUGGAACAAGCCGUUGACAUCGGAAACGUGCGCACAAGCAGUUUCCAAGAUUGCAUAGAAAAGUGUUCGGUGUUCGUCGGGUGUAUGGGAGUGGGAUGGGGUAUACAAAACGGCGACGACCCCGACGAGCACACGUGUUGGAUGAAGGCCAACUUAACUACGUGGCACAAUGCUAUAACGACGUGGAAUUUUGGUGUGCUUUUGGCAGGCCCCGCGGAAUCAACGGCCAAAACGAAACAAGAGGCAUAGAUCUUCUUGUUUGGUUCUCGCCGUAAACAAUGCACAUCGGCCGAGAGACGGUUUACCACGGGGUAUUGGAUAUUUACACAUUAAUUAACAGAAAUAAUUUUAUUCAUUAUUAUAAGAAG
Molecule: messenger RNA, 1303 nt
Organism: Lasiosphaeria miniovina
Lineage: Eukaryota; Fungi; Ascomycota; Sordariomycetes; Sordariales; Lasiosphaeriaceae
Exons: 2
Coding region: 240-1184 (314 amino acids)
Source: RefSeq, a predicted model, not a curated record